Messenger RNA from Tarenaya hassleriana, 867 nucleotides. RefSeq names its product protein C2-DOMAIN ABA-RELATED 1-like. NCBI's taxonomy places the organism in Eukaryota, Viridiplantae, Streptophyta, Magnoliopsida, Brassicales, Cleomaceae. The record is from RefSeq and is a predicted model, not a curated record. The coding region runs from base 159 to 662 and encodes 167 amino acids. The transcript is spliced from 3 exons.
AGGUGCUACAUAAAGGGAAACGCAGGACACGGUCGUUUCAUAUUUCCAUACGCACUUUAAAGCCAACUCAGAGAGACAAAGGGGAAGGAGAAAUCGCCACUUGUUUUUUCAAAAUCUUUGUUUGAUUUGAUCUUUUCCCUGAAGAAGGAAGCAAAAGGAUGGAUAAUCUGAUGGGUCUUCUCAGACUCCAUGUGAAGAAGGGUGUGAAUCUCGCCAUCAGAGAUGUCUCGAGCAGCGAUCCUUAUGUCGUCGUUCGUAUGGGUAAACAGAAGCUGAAAACUCGUGUGGUGAAAAAGAAUGUGAAUCCCGAGUGGAACGAGGACUUGACUCUUUCCGUGGCUGAUCCCACUCUCCCGGUUACCAUUACGGUGUACGACAAGGACCUCUUCUCGGCUGACGACAAAAUGGGAGAAGCAGAGUUCAAGAUCGGACCUUUUCUCGAAGCAGUGAAGAUCAGACACCAACUGGGACUCGUCCCUGAAGGAUCGGUAAUAAUGAAGGUGCAGCCGAACAGGGAGAACUGCUUGUCCGAGGAGAGCCAGAUCGUGUGGUCGAAGGGCAAGAUCGCUCAGGACAUGUUCCUGAGGCUCAGGAACGUCGAGUGCGGAGAGGUCCAGCUUCAGCUCGAGUGGAUCGAGGUCCCCGGUUCCAGGGGCAUUUAGGUCAUUUCACGUGUAUCUCCCCUCCGACCGGACGCUCCUUGUGCGCGUGUGUGUGUAUAUAUAUAUAUGGCUAGGUAAUAGAAUGGUUAUAUAACAAAUCUGGUUAGAACUUUGAUAUUGGCUUUUCUGCAAUGUUUUUUUUUACCCGAACCAUAAUGUUUGAAUGUUCGUGGGAGUGUGUAUGUAUCCAUGAAACUUUUUACAA